AAAAAUCAUUUAAAAUCAAAAAUAUACGCUAAAUUGAGACAUCGAACAGCUGUGUUUCGUUUUCUGAUGAACUUUAAUCAGCAUUCAAAAUAAUAUUUGUGUAUUGUUUGUUUAAUAAACAAAACGCAGCCGCUGAAAAAAAAUAUGUCGCAUGAUGAUUUUCGUAGAGUCUUAGAAGACUGUGUGAAUAACAGAAUUAUUAAUUAUCAAAUCGUUGUUCAAGAAUAUGCUGUGUAUAAAUAUAUAUGUGUGUGUUGACUGCAAACGAAGCCUUAGUCGAAAAAGGUUUAGGUUUCGAAGCAUUUGAAAUUAUGAGUCAACUGAAAAAUUCCAUCCAAGUUCAAGCUGAUGAUAAAUAUCGUACAUACGAAUUUCGAGACGAAAACCGAAAAAUCAAGAACAGUUUACCAUUUACUCUGACUUCAAAGGGCAAGAAAGGUGGUGUAGUCGAAACCGUCAUCGAUCAAAAAUACAUUGACCAGCUAGUUGAAAAGUUUCAUGAAAAUACUCUUGCAUAUUUGACCAAGUGGUUGGAAUGGCUUUCUCCAAUUGAGAAAUGGGGAUGGGUCGCUAUGAAGUCGAUGCCAAAGUGGGACGAAGUUGAAGAAUGCGUGGACGAUCUCAUCGCGAAGAAAUUUAUCGAUGCGUUAAAGGAAAAGGAAAUCCACGCAGAAUAUGCUCACUUGAAACCAUUUAUUGAAUUUUCAAUUUCAAAAUGGAAAGAAGAAAAUGUAUCCGCUCAACAGCGUUGGCUUGAUGUUUUCGCGUUCUUGCGAACAAAAGAACUUCCAUUCAACAACUUUGCCAUUCUGAUUGAAUAUGCGUUCACUAUGUGA
This is a messenger RNA of Sitodiplosis mosellana (orange wheat blossom midge), 836 nucleotides long. RefSeq lists its product as uncharacterized. The record is from RefSeq and is a predicted model, not a curated record. Bases 246 to 836 code for a protein of 196 amino acids. The transcript has 2 exons. Lineage: Eukaryota; Metazoa; Arthropoda; Insecta; Diptera; Cecidomyiidae.